ACAUAUCCAUCAGCAUCGAAGCUGCAUAGAGCUUGAACAAGACUCGUCCCUUUGCCACCUUGCUUUCGGACAAUGGAUGAUUCUCCAAUUUUUGGCAUGCCCCUCCCUCCUCGUUUGGAAAAUACACACAGAGAAAGAAAGGGAGAAUCUUGAUUUCCCUUCUCUUUCCCCUGUAAUGUUUUUCCAAGCGCACAACAUAUUCAUAUAAUCUGAUUCACAAAAGUUCUGAGAAGAAGCAGCCCAUCCUUGGAGGCCGGUAUGUAUCUUAUCUAUCUUCAUAUUAAUUACCUUCAAUUAGAUCUUAUUGGGUAAAUUUCUCAAUGGUUGGUUUCUUUAAUGUUUUAUAUUGCAAUGUGCAUGGAAUCUAUGAAAUGAAGGUGGAUUAUAGAAAAUGAUGUUUGGUUUUCAAGUAAGAAACCGCCAAAAUGUGGCUGCUUCUCCAAGAGCAUCCAAUGAUCCAGCUUCUCCAAGUACAGCAGCAAUUGGGGAGAUUGAUACCAAGGCACCCUUCGAAUCUGUUAAGGCUGCUGUUAAUUUGUUUGGUGAAGCAUCCCCUAGAGCCGACAGGCCUCUUCACAAGAAAACCAUAACUAUUGAGGAGAGUGUGUUGGGAAAGGAAACACAACUGCACUGGAUCCUCAAGGAGCUUGACGAGUUAAAAGAACUUGUGAAAUCUGCAGAAUCAACAAAAAUUCAAGCACUUGAGGAACUGGACAAUGCCAAUAAGACGUUACAGGAGCUAACAAACAAACUUGAGGCUGUCAGUGAAUCAAAACAAGCAGCAAUCGAGGCAACAGAGGCUGCAAAGACUCGAGCCCAAGAACUGGAAGAAUUAGAAUCCUGCAAAACCCAACCACCUGACGGAGCUUGGCAAGAAGCUCUUGACAACGAAAGACAGCAGUACAAAACCGCUGCUAAUGAACUUAUUUUAUGCAAGCAACAACUUAAUAACCUUAAACGGGAUUUCGACACUGCCUUGAAAGCAAAGUUGGCUUGUUUUCAAAGGGCUGCAGAUGCCCAGCAUUCUGCAAAAGUCAACCAUGAGAAAAUGAAUGAGCUCUCCAAGGAUGUUGACAACUUGAGUCAAACCCUUGAGCGUGUCAGACAUGCUUCUGCCAAAGCCGAACAAGAUCAUCUCAAGCGUAUGGAAGAAAAACAACUUCUCAUAGAGUCAAAGAAGAAGGCAAAGGAAGAUAUUGACUUGAAAAUGCAGUGUCUAAGGAAAGAAGCCGAGGAUCCAGGAAAUAUUGAAAAAAGGCUCGAAGAAACAACUGAAGCAGUUAAUGUAUUACAAGAGCAAUUGAAGGAGGUACGUUUUGCAGAUAUGGAGCUUUUACGAAAUGCAAAUUCAGAGCUUGAUGAGGCGAAAAGGAGACUUGAAGAAAUGAAGGAAGAAGAGACCUCUCUUACCGAUGUGGUGGAGUCACUAAAACAGGAACUUGUGAAUGUAAGGAUGGAUAUUUCUGUGGCCGAGGAAAAUGAGUUAAAAAUAGAGCAAUUACAAGCAGAACUAGACCAAAUCAAGAUCAAAGUUGAACAAGUUAUUACAGAACAAACGAAAGCGACAAAUGAUGUAAAGGAAGUAGAACUGAAGUUACAUGAAAUAUGGCUAGAAGCUGAAAAGGCAAGACAAGAAGAAGAGGAUAUGAAGAGACAAGUGCAAACAUGUUGGAGGGAAGCUCAAUGUGCGGAGCUGGCAAUAAUACAAGCAGAGAAGAAGCUGGAGAUUGCACGAAGAGAGGUUGAAGAAGCAAAAGCAGCAGAAGAGCUUGCAAAUGAUCAAAUGCGUAAACGGUCGUCGUGUAAGAAACAGUUAGAUGAUAAUAUGAUCAUGUUGACAAUCGAAGAAUUUGAAGCUUUGAGUAGAAAAGCUGAGGAAGCAAGAACAGCGGCUGAUAUAAAAGUGGCAACUAUCAUGGCUCAGGUGGAAACAAUCAAAGAAAAAGAGAAAGAAACCCUUGAGAAGCUGGAGAAAAGCAUGGAAGAAAGCAAGGAAAUAGAAGCAAAGAUUACCGAAGCUAAUAAAACGGCGGAGGUGGCUGAUGCAGAAAGGCAGACAGCAGAAACCGAACUCAACAAGUAUAAAGGAAGAGGAACAAAGGGAUGAUCGUACUCCAAAAUUAAUCAAGGAGCCUAAUUGAUCACAACCAAAAAUCAGUAGCUAGGAUUUAGAAACAAGCUUCCCUUCUCUUCCU
Cynara cardunculus var. scolymus (artichoke) is the source of this 2195-nucleotide messenger RNA. Its product is annotated as WEB family protein At1g12150-like. The transcript has 3 exons. The record is from RefSeq and is a predicted model, not a curated record. Bases 392 to 2107 code for a protein of 571 amino acids. NCBI's taxonomy places the organism in Eukaryota, Viridiplantae, Streptophyta, Magnoliopsida, Asterales, Asteraceae.